Messenger RNA from Pseudo-nitzschia multistriata, 4645 nucleotides. The record is from the annotation of a GenBank genome assembly. NCBI's taxonomy places the organism in Eukaryota, Bacillariophyta, Bacillariophyceae, Bacillariales, Bacillariaceae.
CCAUACCAUAGGACGUCCUGUUGCCGGGCAUUGAUUCUGUCGGACGAUCCAAAACAAACACCAACCAACCAACCAAUCAAUCCAAUCAACCAAUCCAUCCAAUCAAUCAUUCCAUCGAUCAAUACGCAUAGAUUCUUUCCAGAAAAAUAAAGACAACAGCAGCAUGGACGACGAGGAUUCCUUCGCGGAGGUCCUCUCCGGUCUGAAGGGCCUCUCCCGAAAGGGCCGCGAUCCCCGAUCGAUCCGCGUGACCACCGUGAUAUCCGCCCUCACGGACGUCAUCGAGGGAGAGGUCUCGCCGGCGAGGGUGUACGCGUCGGCCGUCACGACGCUCGAGGGGACCCUCCACAAGGACCACGGCGGAAACGUCGACGUCGUCUUUGACGCACUCACGACGCAGGCCGCCCUGCUGAAGAUCCUGGCGGCCGUCGUCCCCCACGUGGCGCCCCCCACGCUGGGGGCUACCCUGGGCCUAACGUCGCGGGUCCUGCGCGGGGCCGUGGCCUCGUCCCUGUCGAUCCUGGAGGACGGAGGGGCGAUGGCCGAGAGCGGGACGAUGCUGGACACCUCCGACGGCCUCGGCGCCCUGUCGGCGGUCCUCUGCGAGGCCUGCCGGGCGGCCGGGGAGGUCCUGCGGCACCUCCCGGCAAAGGCGGCGACCGAGGCGUCCGUCCGGCAGCUGCUGAUGGGAACGCUGGUGUGCCUCCUCAAGGACACGCGGCAGACCGUGCAGAAGGCCUCGAGGGACGCCCUCAACGGCCUGCUGCUGAUGGACUCCGGGGGGGGAUGCCACCCGGCCGUCAAGAAGACCACCAACCGGUACGUCGACCUGCACAUCGACAACUACCUCAAGCACCCCAACCGGCAGGCGGAGAUCCAGGACCUGAUCGAGCUGACGGGCUUUCUGGGUCGGUCGCUGGUCUCGCUGGACUUUACGGCCAUCGGGGGCCGGCUCAUGACCGUCCUGGUGGACCUGCUGAACGAGGAAUCCUCGUCGUCGGCCUCGCCGGCCCGCCCGGUCUUUGUCGCCAACUCGCACGGAUCGACCCUGAAAAUCCUGACGGUCAACUCGAUCCUGGCGGCCGUGCUCUCGCUGCUGGAGGCGGACGACGACAUCGGCCUCAAAAAGACCGAGCAGCUCGACGCCUUUGCCUCGAGGGUCCUGGCCAGCCUCGUGCAGGCCCGGCCGACGCUCGUCUACCGGGAGGGAGCCGCGGAAAUCGACCUGCUCGAGAGCGGGCGGACCAUCUACGGGGAGGUCCUGGUGUCCUCCGCCCAGCGCGUCCUGAACAAUGCCUCCACGCGGGAAAUCGGGGCGAAGCUCCUCCCGAUGGUCCUGCAGCACGCGCUCGGUCUCUCCCGGCCGAUCGAGGCCGGCGACUCGGUGGGGACCGACGUGGGGGAAACGCUCUUUGCCGAGGUCUCGCAGCUCUUCCGGGUCCAGCUGAAGGCGCUCGCGAGGGAGAGCCCUUCCCUGCACAAGGCCUGCACGCAGAACUGCCUGAGGGUGCUGAAACCGGUCGUUGCGAGCGAUUCCUUCGACGACACCCACGCCCCGGUGCUGCAGCCCCUGGCCCUGCUCCUGCAGCAAAUGCCGCUCGGGGGAGGGGAAGAAACAUCGUGCCUCCGGUCGCUCGUCGAGCUGCGCUGCGGGGAGUCGAUCGAGAAGGAACUCCAGCGGAAGAUCGAGGGUGCCCUCGAUUCCCUCAUCCAGGGCAUCGGGCUCGAGCGGUUCUGGAAGGCGAUCGACUUUCCCGGUCUGUGCGGCGAGAGCUCGAAGAAUGCUUUGCCCAACAAGUACGCGUGGCUGAUCGAGGUGAUGAAGGUGUCCAGUUUCGUCAUCUCCGACAACGAGCUGCACCUUUCCUUCUUCCAGGAUCAGGUCUUGUCUCUCGCCCGCGAGUUCGACGCCCUCUCCGCCAAGGGCAAAGCCUCGAGCACCGCCGUCUUUCGGAGCCAGGUCAUCAACCUCUGGGCGUUGUUCCCGGUGUUCUGCCGGGCUCCGGUGGACAUCGGGUCCUCCUUUCCGAAACUCGCACCGAUUCUGAUCAAGGCCAUGAACGACGAUCGGUAUCCCGAAUUUGUGGUAAGCAAUGAAUCGAAUCGAAUCGAAUGGAAUGGAACGGUUCCUUCCAUGUAUUUUUGUCCGAUGGAAACUGCCGCUCACACGAAGCUUUUUAAUGUAUGCAUUCACUUUCAGACCGCAAUUUGUGCCGGAUUGGACGCGCUCGCAAAAGGUGUGCACAGCCGCAAAAACGAACUCGAGGAACUAAUCGACGGAGAAGACGGAGACCAAGCGCGCACGGAAGCAAGAGUCAUGGAACAGAUCUCGAUGAAACUGCUGCCGUCCCUCUUCAAGCUCGUCGAUUCCCUCCACGACACGAGUUCCGAAUCGUCCAAGAAGUCCGAUGCCGGCGAGGAAAACAUGGAGACGGACGAAACCGUCGUCGAAAAGGACUCGACCGGAGUGUUGGUCGUUACCCGAUCGAUUGCGUCCGUUGCCAAGGUAGCUCCCAGCGCACAGAUCCAGCGCCUGUUCACAAAGGUCGUCCAGAAAAUGCUGGAAUCGACGCAGUCGAACGACAAGAAGACGAUCGAGAAAAUGUGUUCGCUUCUCGCUCUGUCCCAGGCCCUCGUGAUUUCGGAGUGCCUGAACGACGCCAGCAUAUCUCUGUUGUAUCGAUCCCUCAAGCCGAUCAUACGAACCGACGAGACGCCCUCGAGGAUUCAGAAGCGUGCCUACAAGGUAAUGGCCGAAAUCUGCAAGAGGUACCACUCGUUCAUUGCGGAACCCACGCGUUUGAAGGAAGUCAUGGAGCUCUUGUCGUCAACGAGCGCGACGUCGCAGGUCUCGGCGCGGUUCAUGCGUCUCAAGUGCCUGGCGCUGGUCGUCGAUGGAUUCGAGCACUCGGCUACGGCCGAGCGACAGGUAAGCACCGAGCAAGCACUUCACUUCACCGCACCACCCCGCCUUGCGGCCCAGGGCCGCGGUGUGCGUCCGGAUCAUCACCAUCGCUUUCUCACAACCGUUCUCUUUUCCCCCCUCCACCCAGAAACUCGUCUCCUCCCUGGUCGGGGAGACCCUGCUGUGCCUGAAGGACUACAACGCGAAAACCCGGGACGCCGCCUACAAGCUCCUGCUCUCGCUGCAGGCGUGCCACGGCGACCCGGCGGGCUUUGUCCGGACGAUCGCCGCCGCGGUCGGGUCGGGCACCCCGCACAUGCGAUCGGCCGCGGUCACGGCGCUCGCGAGGCUCGUCUUCGAGCUGUCCAAGGACGACCAGGACGUGCAGGACCUGCUCCCGGCCCUGCUCAAGACCGUCCUGGUCCUGUCGGACGAUCCGUCCCGGGAGGUGACCAAGAGCAUGGUGGUCUUUGUCCGGGUGUCGGUGUCCGCGGCCACCCCCGAGCAGCUCGAGCCCCUCCUCCCGGACAUUCUGAACGGCCUGCUCAAGUACCACCGGGGCAAGGACCGCUUCCGCGAAAAAAUCAAGAUCAUCAUCAAGAAGCUCGUCAAGCACUUUGGAUACGAGGCGCUGAUGCCCUACGUCCCGCCCUCCGACAGCCGCCUCCUGACGCACAUGAGAAAGCUCUCGGAGCGCGAGAAGCGCCGAAAGCUGAGCCGGCGGAAGCCGCACGGGGAGGAAUCCAGGGACUUUGGGGCCAUGGAGGACUCCGACGAGGAGGACUCGGACGGUGGCAGGACCCUGAUGACCGGGAUGACCGGCCUCACCCGGAUGUCCCGUUUGUCCCGGGCGAGCGGCGCCGGCAAGACCCUGAAGCGCCGCCACGCCGAAACCGCCUCGGUCGCCCUGUCCACCCGGUCCGGGAGGGCGAGGACGGCGGUCCGCAUCCGGAGCGACGCGGACGGCAGCGUGACCGACGUGAAGGACCUCCGGAACGUCCGGUUCGCCGAGGAGCAGGACGACGGGAGCGACGACGACGACGACAUGGAAUUCGAUGCGUCCGGAAAGCUGGUCGUCCGGGACACCGGCCUGGACGACGAAACGGCCGCCGACCCGAGCGACGACGCCGGCACGGUCCGUUCCUUCCGGAGCCGGCGUUCCCUGGCCGACCGAUCGGUGGCCGGCCGGAACAGCGGAAAGGACUCUUCCAGAAAGAAGAAGGGCAUGCCCAGGCCCGGUUCCGCCUACAAGUCGAAGAAGGCGGGCGGCGACGUCAAGAAGAAGGGCCAGAAAUUCGAGCCCUACGCCUACAUGCAGCUCGAUGGCCGCAACUACUCGAAGAAGAAUCGCCGGCACGCGGUGGAACAGAUGGGUUCCGUGGUUCAGAGAGGGAACAAACGGCAGAAACGAUGAUUCCACGAGUGGACAGUAGUAGUGGUAGUAGGAAAACCGUUCUUCGUUUGAUUGUCUUUUGUAAAUUUAGGAAAGCUGUUACCAAACCAAUGUGUUGUUCUAUCGUGUUAGAAGCACUGAAUCGCGUGUUGUGACAGAUUGCCAUAGCUGGAGGCAACACUACGAACAAACAAUGAUCGUGUUGAUUCUUCUUCACGGAGCACAAGAACUAGCAGUCGUUCUACAAAUUUAACACAUUCGAGUCGAUUCGAUUCGAUUCACACUUGGAUUUUUCAAGCUGUGAAAGAAAUGGUGGGUCAAUGCCCGAACAAACAAUAAGACUGACG